This is a messenger RNA of Megalops cyprinoides (Indo-Pacific tarpon), 1130 nucleotides long. It is a transcript of the gene dctn5, whose product is annotated as dynactin 5. The transcript is spliced from 7 exons. The record is from RefSeq and is a predicted model, not a curated record. The coding region runs from base 133 to 681 and encodes 182 amino acids. Lineage: Eukaryota; Metazoa; Chordata; Actinopteri; Elopiformes; Megalopidae.
CGGAAGUUAGGGAGUGGGUGUAGGGAGUGACAACAGCAAACGAGAAUAAGACAUUUUAAAACAGUUGCAAGCUAUCCAGAAAUACACAGAAAACAAUUAUAACCUGUAGAAUAACAUAACAUUCAGUCCGACAUGGAACUGUGUGAAAUACUGUACAACAAAGCGGAAUACAUCGAAACGGCAUCUGGAAACAAAGUUAGCAGGCAAUCAGUGCUGUGUGGAAGUCAGAACAUCGUUCUCAAUGGCAAAACUAUCGUAAUGAAUGACUGUAUCAUUCGAGGUGAUCUCGCUAACGUCAGAGUUGGAAGGCAGUGCGUUAUCAAGAGCCGUAGUGUGAUUCGUCCACCUUUCAAAAAGUUCAGCAAAGGGGUGGCCUUCUUCCCUCUGCACAUCGGGGACCACGUCUUCAUCGAGGAGGACUGCGUCGUCAAUGCUGCCCAGAUCGGCUCCUACGUCCACAUAGGGAAGAACUGCGUGAUUGGCCGGCGGUGCGUUCUGAAGGACUGCUGUAAGAUUCUGGACAACACGGUCCUCCCUCCUGAGACAGUGGUACCUCCCUUCACAGUGUUCUCAGGCUGUCCAGGCUUGUUCUCAGGGGAGCUUCCAGAGUGUACACAGGAGCUCAUGAUUGAUGUCACCAAGAGCUACUACCAGAAGUUCCUCCCGCUCAGCCAGAUUUAGUCAUCAGGACUGUAUGCUUUACAUGGACCAAUCAAGAUUCCCCUGUUUGUUCUGCGCCAGGGCUGGGAGAACCUAAAACCAUCUUGCUCUGGGCCCACGUCUGUACAAAUGAAGGACUGUCACAUAAGACCUCGAGCCCUCACGAAGUAAAUGGAACAUCUUACUCAGAGCACCGCCUGUUUUAACCCCCUGCGUUUAUUUAACGUCAGUAUUUAUUAUUUGUGAAAGAUCUUUCCUUCUCAUUCUUAUUGUAAAUGCAACACUAAAGUGUGACCCGUGACUCCAACUGCAAAGUCACAGUGAGAGCUCUUGCAAAUAAAAUGACCAUUUCAAAAACAAAGUACUGUCACUGGAACUUGCUGAGAUACUGACAGUGUGUUUCUUGUACGUUUUGAUCAAUUGUCUCAUUGAGAAAGUGACAAGAAUUGCAUACAUAUAUGUUAAUAUGG